Arctia plantaginis is the source of this 2073-nucleotide messenger RNA. Lineage: Eukaryota; Metazoa; Arthropoda; Insecta; Lepidoptera; Erebidae. The record is from the annotation of a GenBank genome assembly.
AUGCAUUUAUUUGUUUUAUAUUUGGUCGUACAUUUUGUCAACGAGGUUGACCUUUGGGAUCCAGCAGAUCAUUGGGUACACGACAGAGCAGCUGAAACAGCUAAAUUGAUUGACAUAGUUCAAAAAACUGAUAAAUUUGAAGUGAAGUACCCUUUGAAGUCCAAUGAUCGUGCCGUGGAAAAAGGCAAAGAUGAUGUAGAUAUUUUUGAAACUAUGAAACUGCUUCAAAAGAACUACGAUGUUAACAGGAAGUUUAACGUGUUACCGAAAGAGGAACGUUUGCAGUAUAUCAGUAAUCCUGAGGUUUUGGAAACUUAUAAAAAUCUUGGUGAUUCUGAGAAACAACAAACUGAAGCAUAUGAUGACCUUGAUAGCCAUGGAAGCACCCUUCGAUCCUAUUUUAAUGAACUCACUGACUUGAGGUAUUUUAGAACAAACAACAAAAAUAGAACAGAAAAAGGAUCAGUAAAGAUUGAUGACAAAGAUACAGCUGACACUAAAGAAGUAAAUAAGCGGAGACAUAUUGGAGAAGAGCAAAAUUCAGAAGACAAAGGGACUGCAUCAGAUUCUUCUCAUUCGCCGGAAAAUUCAGAAGCAGUUAACAAAUAUAACGAGGCGUUUAAUUUAGUUAAACCUAUAGUCGCAGAAAUGUUGUCUAAAUAUGUAAUCAAAAACAGUCAAGAAAAACGUAUGGACGUUGAAAAAUAUGGAGCUCCCAAUAAUCCGGUGAAAAGAAAAUUGCCUGAAAAAGGAUAUCGAGAUACUGAAUCAGACAGUAAAGAUAAAGAUACCCAGACUAAAGCAUCUGAAUUUAAUACAAAGAUCAAGCGUUUUAAAAAGCUGGAACAAGUUGCAAGUCUAACUUCGGGUGAACAGAAAAAAAAGGAAAUUUCUACCGAGACUUUCAAUAUUGACCCAACAAUCACAAUAGAACACAGCGCUUCAGAAGAAAUUAAAAAAUAUCCAGCUAACCAAAAUAGUUACGGUAUGGUGAAAAGCAAGCAAUUUACCAAUAUGGAAACAGAUCACAAUAUUAAUGUAGAAUUAAAACGUAAGAAAACAAAGAUACAGGAAGAAAAUGCAAGAGAUAAAAGUAGUGGUAGAGUUUCAAUGGAAGAACAUAUAAUCAAUUGGUCAGAUUAUGACGAAAACAAAAAUAAAUACAAAGAAGAGUUCAAAAUUGAUGACGAAAAAUCGAGCAAAAAGAAUAAAAAUGUAAUCAAAAGACCUAUUCGAGAAAAGGUGAUCAAGAAUUUUGAAAAGAACAUUGACAGUGAGAAUGAAGAAAGAUUAACUAGCAUUGAGAAUAAAAAAGAGGAUAUUAAACCAAAUUUAGACAAUAAGUAUAAACUAAAAGUAAGUACCCAAAGAAAAGGUGAUUGGGAUGAAAAGGAUGAUAAUUGGGAUCGAAAUUACGACGAUAAAAAAGAUGACAAUAAUUUCCAAAAAAAAGUCAUUGAUUGGGAUAAAAAAGAAGAUGAUUCGCAAAAAUUAAAAGACUGGAAACCGAAAAAUAGUAGGAUUGAAAAGGAUGACUACGAUUCAAAUAAAAAAAAAGUCAAAAAUAAUAAAAAACAAAUUGAUUGGAAUAAAAAAGAUGAUGAUUGGGAUAAAAAAGAUGAUGAUUGGAAUAAAAGCGAUGACAAAUACGAUAAAAAAGAUGACGCUUUUAGUAAAAAGGUUAAUAAAUGGAAUAAAAAAGAUGACGAUUAUUACUCUAAAGAAGAAAAAAAGAAAGUUAAGCAAAGCAAUUGGAAAAAUAACGAUGACGAUGGUAAUUUGAAAAGAGAUGGUGCGUGGGAUAGUGUUGGAACGAAUAAAAAACAAAAUUCAGGAUGGGGUAGUUAUGAUUCAUUCAAAAAUAUACUUGAGGAGAAAAAUAAAAAUGUAAAACACAUAGCGAGACCAGUGGACAUACCGAGACCAAAACUUGAUAUCAAAAUGCCAAAACCCAGUUCAUGGGACAGUUACGACCGAGAUAGUCAUUAUAAUAAACCUAAAAAGCAAGGACGCAUGGGUAUGCAUAGAACACCGAUCCCCAUUGUAGGAAAAAGGCCUCUAUAUGCAGAUUAA